Abrus precatorius (Indian licorice) is the source of this 1693-nucleotide messenger RNA. RefSeq lists its product as uncharacterized. Bases 933 to 1454 code for a protein of 173 amino acids. The transcript has 2 exons. NCBI's taxonomy places the organism in Eukaryota, Viridiplantae, Streptophyta, Magnoliopsida, Fabales, Fabaceae. The record is from RefSeq and is a predicted model, not a curated record.
AUUGGGUUUGUUUCUCAGUGUACCCAGAAACAGAAGCAGAAGGAGGAAGACGAUUAGCGAGAGAGAGAGAAAGGGGGGAUAGUUGGCGAGUUAGGGUUUGGAAUUCAACUCACUGAGUCUUUGCAUUGUGUCGCCGGCUUUUUCUUUCGCCGGAGAAAACUUUUUCUCCGAUCUCCCCUGCUUUUGUUUUAGAUAGCGUAGUCGUUUGAAAGGUCCGGUUUUCCGGCGAGGAGUAUGGGGUUUUCCAGUGAUUCCUGAUGAAUUGAGUGUGGGGUAAUUCCCGAUUUUGACCUAAAGCAAAGGUUUUUACUCAAAUUUUUUACUGGGUUUCUUCUUCUUCUCGAUUUUGGGUUGAGAAGACCGAGCAUGACUGUGUGUCAUUGUGAUUGAGAUUUGGGGUUGAAAUUUUUUUAUAUAAAAAAAUAAGAAAAAUUAUUCUUUUGAGAUUCGGAUAAUGAUCUCUUUUUUCUUUUAUGCUUUUCUGGGAGUGUAAUAUCUAUUAAGACAAUUUUUGCUGACACUCAAUUUUUGGUAAAUGGAGCAGAAAAUCUAGGCUAAGUUCUUUAACUUGCUAAAUUGGGUUUGAUAUUUGAGGAAACCUUGAUAAAUUUACAGCUUCAGUUUCAUAAGUGCCUAUGUUUUUUUAAAAAAUAAAAAGGUUUUGGCUUUUCAUUGAUUGUUUUUUAUAUUAAUAGUUUUGCUGGGUUGAAUUUAUUCUGUGCCCAAUUUUCCAAUUGAUUUCCUUCUGUUAAUGAAUGGAUCAUUUCCUAAUAUAGUGGUUACUGCUACAGGCAGGAACCACUGGCCAUUCCGUGUCUCAAUUUUUUUGGCUUCCAAGUCUGUGGCUUUUCCCUCAUUCUUUCACAAAUCCUUGGUCCCAGAAAGAGCUUCACUCAUUGUGACCCUUUAGCUUUGCUAGUGGAAUUGCAACUAUGGCUGUCUCUUUGACACGUUUGUCUUGGUGGUUGUGGGGUGGCAAGGAGAAAGAGCCUGUUUCUAGUGGCUCACCUUUGAAUUCAUCUUCUGAAUGGGGUUUUAACUUGAAGGAAAGAGAGUCUGUGAAGUUCCCUUUGGUUAAGGGAACUAAGAUAGCUCCUUCUCACAGGAAGGAUAGAAGGAAAUGGAGGAGCAGGGAAGAGAGGAGAGUUGAUAGAGAGUAUGAUGUUGUGUUGGUGCUAUCUGAUGACGAUGGUUGUUUCUCAGGCUCUGAAUCUGAUGAUUCUGACUGGUCCAUUGGGUGGUUGGAGCCUCAUGGCUCUGAUUUUCAGAGUGAUGAUGAGUCAGAUAAUAGUUUUGCUGUGUUGGUUCGUUGCUAUAGGCAUGCCUGCAAGGAGGUGGAGGGUUCAAACAACAAGCUUUUGAGUGCCAUCAAGAGCCUUCCAAAUGAAUUUUCUUCUGCUGGCAACAGUUAUGUGGAACACUGGUUGGCUUCUCUUCAGAAUUUUGAAGCGUAGAUUUCUGCUUCAUCUAUGACUAAGGACCUUUCUGACAUCCUACUAGAAGUAGAGGAGGCAAAAUAAUCCAUUAUCCAUCCCGUGUAUUUUUUGUACAUAGAAUCCUCUUCUCCUCUUGUUGUAAAAACUUCAAUUGAAAUGGAAAUUUUCGGUCUAGAAAAUUAUAUAUGGCCAAUCAAUCUCUACUGUAAUAAAAACGAUUUUCAUGUGGAUAUGGAGUUAUAGCUGAGGAUUGCUUG